UGAUAUCAUUGGCUCACAGUAAUAGCGCGGGUUUGUAAAUACCGAAAGCCGGAGCGGCGGUAUAUGUUACAUGAAGCGCUGUUUCUACGAGACAGCGAACACGAUCGAGUACAGACACGAGACGGAGAACGUUAACGGACAGAAAGGAUCUGUGGAAAGGAAGUGAAGAGGCGGUUGUAACCGGUGUGACUUCACCGAUCGUCCGUUAGCACUCGAGCUAAAGCGAAGCGCGCCGUGUUGUCGUCAACUUCCGAAUCGAGAUGAGCUCUUCCCGGGAGAUGAAACAGCUGCAGAAGGCGAAGAGCAAAGCCCAGAACAGCAGCAACCUGAAAGAGGAGGCCAGCAUCUGCAACCAGCUGGGAGAGCUGCUGUCCAGACACGGUGAUUUUGAAGCUGCCAUCAGGGAACACCAGCAGGAGUUGACGCUCUCUGAGGCGCUGAAUGACGUGAUUGGACGAGCCGUGGCCAAUCGUAAGAUAGGAGAGUGCUAUGCGGAAAUGGGAAACAUUGAGGCUGCUUUGAAACACCAGCAGUGGCACCUGGACCUGGCUCGGUCUGUUAGAGAUCACGCAGAAGAGCAGAGGGCGCUUGCUACGAUUGGUCGAACCUACCUCUUCCGUUAUGAAUCGGACCAGUCGAGGAAGAGUUUAGAGAAAGCUGAGGACGCCUUCAGAAAGAGCCUGUCCAUCGUGGAUGACCGCCUGGAAGGGAUGGUGCCGAGGCGAGAGAUUAGCGAGAUGAAGGCUCGCCUGUUCCUCAAUCUUGGUCUGGUGUGUGAUCAUCUGGGGGAGCCCAAACGCUGCAGCGAGUUUAUCCGACGAAGUGUCUUUAUUGCUGAGAAGAGCCAGCUCCUGGAGGAUCUGUACCGUGCAAACUAUAACCUGGGCAACAUCUACUUUCGUAACGGUCAACACUCCAACUCUGUGCGCUGCCUGGAACAAGCAAAAGAGUGUGCCAGGAAGAUUAAAGACAAGUUCAGUGAGAGCGAGUGCUUUCACUGCAUCGGCAAGGUGCAGCUUUCUCUCGGUGAUUUUGUAGCGGCGAGACGAUCUCUGAAGAAAGCUCUCUUGCUGGGUUCCCAGCAGCCCCUGGACAGGCAGACAGUGAAGAAGGCUUUCAAAUAUGCUGACCAGGGUUGUAAAUUAGAGGAUGAGCUCGGGGAGGACCAGGGCAGUAGACUCAGCUCCCAUCAGGCCGUGGAGCUGGCGGAGCAGCUCGGGGACCUCUACUGCAAAAUUGGCUGCUACAGCAAAGCUCUGGAUGCCUAUCACGCCCAACUCAAGGGCGCCGAGGCUCUGGGAAAGGCUGCUCGGGAGCUGGCUGUCAUCCACGUGUCCCUGGCCGCCACCUACACAGACCUGAGGCAGCACGACAGGGCGGUGGAACACUACAGACAGGAGCUGGCUUUACGACAGGGCAGCUCCUCUGAGGAAUGUAGAACCUGGAUAAACAUCGCAGCUGCUCAGGAGGAGAGCGGCUCUGUCUCCCAGGAUACAGACAGCUGUUACAGUACAGCUUUACUCUGCGCUCAGAAGUCUGGGCAGGCCAGACUACAGAAACGUGUGUUGAGACUCUGGUUGGCGUCUCAGAGACGGCGCGGCUCAUCGGAUGCCGAUGACACUGAGGCGAGGCUACAGGAGCUGUGUGCUGCAGAGGGCUGGAGUCCAGAGGGGAGUGAUGGCGAGGAGGACGAAGAUGAGGAGAUGGACAACAGUGAGUCUCUGGAGGACAGCGACGUCAUCCUCUCGGAUUCAGAUGAUGAUAUGGAGGGUUAUGACAAGAUGGUGUCAGGAAGGAGGAAGGCAGGAAGGUGGAACAAGAGGAAUGAGAAGGGUGAGACGUCUCUCCACAGAGCAUGUAUAGAUGGGAACCUGAAGCAGGUCCAGUAUCUGGUAGAGCAGGGUCACCCAGUGAACCCCAGAGACUACUGUGGUUGGACUCCCCUGCAUGAGGCCAGCAACCACGGUCACUAUGACAUUGUAGCCGUGUUGCUGGAGCACGGCGCUAAUGUCAACGACCCUGGCGGCCCCUUGUGUGAGGGAGUGACUCCUCUUCACGAUGCCCUCGCUUGUGGCAAUUUGCAGGUUGCAAGGCUCUUGGUGGAGCGAGGGGCAUCCGUCACCCAGCGCAACUCCAAGGGUAAUACGGCCAUGGAUACCCUGCGUCAGUGGCAGAGGACGUACAGCAGAGAGCUGGACCAAGAAACCAAACAGGAGUGCGUCGCAACAGAGAGGCUGCUGAGGAAGUCACAGUCAGGGGGAGGUGAGGCCGUUACAUCAUCUCACCAUGUUAGUGUGCCCGCUGCUCCGGCCCCAGCCAAGCCUUUCGAUGCCCUGCAGGACAGCCAGCUGUUUGAUGCAGAGAACUCGGAGCCACUGUCGUCCUCCGGAGGGGGCUGCUCCGUCGGCCAAGUCCAAACUCGACACAGCAGGAACUCAGAGGUGAAGGCACCGCCUGCCAGCCCCAAACGCUGGCAGAGCAACGGUUCAGCACAACGCCACAGAGCCAGAGGAACAGAGGCUGCCGUUCUGUAUGGGAAAAACAGCAUCUGCUCAGACGACAGCGACUCUGACAGCCCCGUCAGUCCUCUCCGUCCCGUCCGCCCUAGACACAGUUUCCCAGCAGCCUCCAGUCAAAAUGAAGUUCCACCAAACAAAGAAACCAGCUCCGUCCCCGCCUCAGUCGGAGUCCGAGAGGAGCCUGCGCCGUCUGUCUUCGCACGACAGGAGUACCACAGUGCCAUUCGAGGCUUGGGCAGCGCCAAAAGUCAACUCCAGGGUCUGUCACAGCCCCAGUUCUCCAGCACACCCGCCGUAUCUUCCAGCAACAAAUCAGCUCUGGUCCCUGAAGAGGAGUAUCUGGCCGAUGACUGGCUGGAUGAUGAUUUGGGGGAAAUUCAGCCAAAGAAGAAGAGGAGGCUUCGAGUAGAGCAGAACGGGAUCAAUGUGGAGGACACUGCCUUGUUUUCAGCAGUCAGGAGUCAAACCAGGCACCUAAACUCUGACACAACCGACAGAGGUUCUGCAGUUCCCUCCUCCUCCAGCAGGAGUCUCUCUCAGAAAAAGAACGGCUCUCUGAGGCCUCACCAGGUAAAAAUGACUCAGAUGCCCGGGAUGGUGAGGUUGGGCAGACGAGAGGUCAACAGGUCACACAGCCCCACCGCCACAGACGAUGACGACACGAGACCUGAGACGCCUCCACCUCCCCCACAGAUACGCACGCAGCCUCAAGCUCAAACAUUGGCUGCUCCCAUGCCCACAUCCCUGCCUCCACCAAUCAGGAUGAGGGUCAGAGUUCAGGAAGAUGUCUUCCUCAUCCCAGUUCCACAAAGUGACGCAGACUCCUGCAAGGUGUCGUGGCUGUGUGAGCAGGCCGCUCAGCGUUACUACCAGAAGUGUGGCCUCCUGCCUCGUCUCUCGCUGCAGAAGGAAGGCGCCCUCCUCUCCCCGCAGGACCUGCUGCUGGCUGUCCUGCACACCAAUGAAGAGGUUUUGGCUGAAGUGUGCUCCUGGGAUCUCCCUCCUCUCCCUGAACGCUACAAGAAGGCCUGCAUCAGCCUGGCAGUGGACGAGAACAGGCGUGUCACCCGGCUGUGUGAGGUGCAGGACGGGAGCUCCUCGGUGUCGGUGUGUGGCCUCAGCUUGGCCCCCUCUUCCCUCAACCCGCUGCUUCGUGCCCUGAAACUUCAGGCCAGCCUCACUGAGCUGCGGAUAUCCGGCAACCGCCUCCACGACAACCUGCUCCCCGAGCUGAUUGCCACGACCGUCACCAUGCCUCGGCUUCGACUGCUGGACAUUUCUGCCAAUCACAUUACAGGGGAGGGGCUGGGGAAGGCAGUGAAUGCUCUGAAAGGACAGAGCCAUCCUGCGUUUCCGUGCCUGGAGGAGCUGGACCUCAGUCUGAACCCUCUGGGCGACGGUGUGUCCGAGUCCCUGUCCUGUCUGCUGUCCUGCUGCCCUCUGUUAGCCAAGCUGUCUCUGCAGGCCUGCGGCCUCACGGCGCGUUUCUUACAGCAGCAUCGACUGCUGCUGGCUAGCGCUCUGACAGGGAUGGGCCACCUGAAAUCUGUGUGUCUAGCCCACAAUGCACUGGGCUCCACUGGCUUCGAGCUGGUGUUGAAGACUCUGCCUCUGCACUGCCUCACACACCUGGACCUGUCCGCCGUCCGCAGGGGUCCUGCGGAUUUCCCGGCACUCGAACACCUCGCCAAGGUCCUGUCGCAGGACGACUGCUCACUGACGCACCUGAGUCUGGCAGCAAACGGCUUAACGGACAGCAGUGUAGCCACCUUGGCCAGGUGCCUGCCUUCAUGUCCAUCGCUGCUGAGUUUAAACUUGUCAGGAAACUCGUCUCUCACCUCGGCAGGACUUCACAGCAUCCUGAACUCUCUCAUGGAGGCUUCUCGACCGUUGACCCUUCUAAACCUUCAAGGUUGUCCGGUGUCGGGCCCCUGGGACAGUGCAGGUCUGGAUGGUUUGCCAGAGCUGGUCAAGGAUCUCCGCCUUUGCUCUCAGGGACUCAACAAGCUGGACCGGCAGGCUCUGAAGCAGCGCUGGGAGAACAGUCAGCCACCCGGGCACUUCGUUGACCGAAAGGCCAAGUGCCUGCUCUCUGCUGCAGCCUCUUCGUGAAGAGCGCAAAAUGGAAUUUGGAUUCUUUUGUCGACGACACUUUAUUUUGAGCCAUUUGAAAUCUGUAUCAAACUUGUGUUUUUAUUAAUUCACAACAACGCAGAUUUUCUUUUUAGGUUUUGUUCCAUUAGCUAUGAAACUAAAUUACCAGUGACACUCCACACUCUGUAAAUAGCUCUUUUGUUUUACAUUUGUACUCCUUAUUUAUGUGUUAUAUAAAUAGUCGUAAAAACAGUUUGUGUUUAUGUCGUGAUGCAUCUUUGUCCUCAACCCACUGAAUUAUUGUAUGACUUGAUUCUUAAAAAUAACACAAUUAAAUUGACUCAUGAUG
Scophthalmus maximus (turbot) is the source of this 4962-nucleotide messenger RNA. It is a transcript of the gene tonsl, whose product is annotated as tonsoku-like, DNA repair protein. Gene Ontology annotation, molecular function: protein binding. NCBI's taxonomy places the organism in Eukaryota, Metazoa, Chordata, Actinopteri, Pleuronectiformes, Scophthalmidae. The coding region runs from base 261 to 4631 and encodes 1456 amino acids. The transcript has 28 exons. The record is from RefSeq and is a predicted model, not a curated record.